This is a messenger RNA of Perca fluviatilis (European perch), 2239 nucleotides long. RefSeq names its product tRNA selenocysteine 1 associated protein 1b (gene trnau1apb). The record is from RefSeq and is a predicted model, not a curated record. Gene Ontology annotation, molecular function: RNA binding. The transcript is spliced from 9 exons. The coding region runs from base 198 to 1205 and encodes 335 amino acids. Lineage: Eukaryota; Metazoa; Chordata; Actinopteri; Perciformes; Percidae.
GAGAGAAACCGGCGGGCAGGCAGAACUCCAACACCGGAAGUGUCACAGCUUGUUGAAAAAGGAAGCGGAACCACAUACCGAUGUGUUCCGAGUGAGCGUGUGGAGAACUUUUAACGUUGUGAAAUUUCGCUGUUUUUGCACCCCCAUCAAACACCAACGGACCCCCUCUACAGUUUCAUCUCCGUUCCGAAUCCAAGAUGUUUAACAGACAGACGAGCCUGUGGAUGGGUGAUUUGGACCCAUACAUGGAUGAGACCUUCAUCAAGCAGGCAUUUAGCGCCAUGGGAGAAUCGCCGUUUGGAGUCAAGAUCAUCACUCACAGGAUAACAGGGGGUUCUGCUGGAUACUGCUUUGUGGAGCUGGCAGAUGAAGCAAGUGUCGACCGCUGUGUCCAAAGACUGAACGGAAAACUGGUUCCUGGAUCAAACCCGCCUCGGAAGUUCAAGCUAAACUAUGCCACCUACGGCAAGCGGCCAGAGGCAGGGCCGGAGUACUCCGUGUUUGUGGGCGACUUGGCCUCCGAGGUGGACGACUUCCAACUGCACCAAGUUUUCAAGAAGUACCCUUCCUGCAAGGGAGCCAAAGUAGUCACUGACCAGUAUGGAUACUCCAGAGGCUACGGCUUCGUCAAGUUUGGGGAGGAGGGCGAGCAGCAGAAGGCGAUCGAGGAGUGCCAGGGUACGAUGCUGGGGGGCAAGCCGCUCCGACUCAGCGUUGCUGUAGCAAAGAGCCAGAAGAUGAGCAACUACCACGGGGGCCAGGGCCAGAAUUACCAUAGCAACUACAACCAAUCCCAGUCCAGUUACUACGGCAACCAGGGCAGCGGGGCUCAGGGGGGCUACUACGCUCAGUGGGGUGGCUAUGACCAGUACAGCGGCUACAACAGCGGCUACAACACUGGCUACAACACUGGCUACAACUACAACUAUGGGCCCUAUGGAUACCCCCCACCAGGUCACAUGAUGCCACCACCUCCAAUGGGGGUACCGCCCAUGUCCACUGACAUGUCCGGGGCUGUAGAGCAGGGCCACGAGGAGGGUGGGGAUAAUGAUGAGGAUAAUUCAGAAGAGCCCAUAGCUGAAUGUGACGUGGAGCAGUGGAACAAAGAUUUUAUGCAGCGCAGCGAGGAGCUCUACGACGCCAUGAUGAACUGUCACUGGGAACCCCUGGACUCUGUGAACUCCCCCAUCCCCUCCCUCUCCUGAUGAAUCUCUUUCUUCUGAUCCCUCCCCAAACUUUAAAUAUUUCAUUUUUUUUUUAUGAUUAUUAUUAUUUUUUUUAACUUCUCCUAAUCUACCAUGAUCUAACACGACCUUAAAAAGGCCUGUUUAGUUCACCGUCUCAGUACUUGCCUAAGCCCGACUGAAGGCUGAGAGUACAUACCUGUACAUGUUUCUCUUCAAAUACUCAAAGUACACACAAAUAUUCACUUGAUUUUAAUGUUUACCAUGUUGGUAAUAUCCAAAAAGUAGUUCAAUAAUCAGUGAUGUUACGGUGUAGUGCAUACUGUUUUGUAUGAACUCCUCAAUAAACCAGAAGCUAAAAGCUUUAGGCUGAAGUAGUCUGUCUCUGCUGUUGACUGGCACACAGUAGCUGUAGCAUUAGAAACUGAACGCCCCGUGUCAAUAUUUCACCAUGUAAUGAUAUCACUGAGGAACAAGCUCCACUGUCGGUUACUUUUGUCGAUCCAUGUUGAAAUGGCGACGCCGGCAAAAGUUAACUUCGCUCAUUGGAUGUGCCCCUGACUUUUUACAGACGUAAAGAGAUUGUCUUCUGAAGACAAAAAAAACUGCCUUAAUUGUCAUUUGCCAUGUACCUCCUCUUAGUCUAUGAUGGUCAUUAGAAUUAUUUUGUAUAUACAGGAUAUCAGUCUUUCUUGUCUACAUUUUUUUUUAAUGGAAGAAAUGUUCUUCCUUUUUAUUUUAUUUUGCUGAUCGAUGACUUAAAAGGCGUAACAGCAUGAUGAGGACGUUGUUUAUCGAACAGUAAUCAAUCACAAAUGUAAUUUAUGACUGUUUUCCAGACCAGAAGCUUGAUGUCUGUGUGUAAAAUGAUGAAUGGUACAAUCGCCAAAAUGCUUUGGAGCGCUGUGAAACUGUUAUGGUUUUGUGAGGUCGACAGCGGAUUUUCUGUAUCAAAUGUCAAGGCAGCAUGUACUCUCUGCUGUUUGAUUGCUGAUGUUUUGUAUAUAUUUUCUUUGUGGAGGCGUUUUAUCAAUACAACUAAUUUAGGAGGAAAA